GACAAGAGCAGGCCAGAGAGAGGACGCAGUGUCAUCUAUUCACACUGGAUUUCUCGGCGUUCCGUAGAUUUCAACAUGUAGGUAAAAUGACAAAUGUAGGUAAAAUGCCUGUGUGCCCGAAAGAGUGCGUGGUAAUGUAAGAUUAUGCACCAGAGUAGGAAGUACUCACCGAUGCGCUACAUCGCGUGAUCGGCGUAUCACCGUUAGCUGUGGAUAUCGGUAAUAAAUCAGCACUGAGGACGAAGACGGCGGACUACGGUCGAGGGGAAUUAUUCAACCCGCCCAGGAUGUACCAUUCGAAAGUCAAGGUAGUCCGAGCCGCCCGGAGGCAUACCUCUACUCCAAGCAGGAGUCUGGAGAACAUCGAGGCGGUCUGGAGCAAGAUCAGAGCGGACUCGUUACCAAACCUCGAAGAGAGAAGACCGGAGCCGGUGAAGGUGAUGAACCCCGCGGAGAACGGCUGCCCUGGCCGCGGCAGUAGGAAAAGGGGGUUCAAGCCCCCGGAUGUGAGGACCAUAUUCUCCCCCAGUGAGAGAGACUCCCGGAUGAGGGGGGAGGAACACACCUUCUACCUAGGUCUUUCGGGCGCUUGGUGCGAUGUUUGCUGCGUAUACAUCCUCCACUUCUCCCUGAUGUGUUCACGGUGUAAGUAUACGUGUCACCCAGAGUGUCGAGAGCGAGUGUCAUUGGACUGUCACCCCGGUUGUCCUGUUGCCGUUGACACCCCCCUCAGCCAGGACCACCUUAACAACAACACACCGGCCAUUGAUGUGGAGCAGGAAAGGGAGUUACGGACUCAUCUCAGCAGAGAGGAGAUCCGACAGAAGGUCGAGCUGUACAACUCCUCCUCCAAGGACCACCUCAAAAUGACCCUGAACCCCAGUGGUGUGUAUACGGGGUUCAUCAAGGUGCAGUUGGAGUUGAGGAGACCCGUCACAGUACGAGGAGGUGGGGGAGGAGAGGAGGCCUUCUACCUCCCCCAGGGGGCGAUUAACACUCUUCACAUCAGCUCCAACAACACCGUACGACAGGUGAUUCAGGCCCUGUUGACCAAGUUCACCAUAGCUGACAACCCUGCUAAAUAUGCCCUGUACAAACGCUGCCGCAGGGAUGAGCAUGAGUACAUGUGUAGGCUGUCGGAGGGAGAGCAUCCGUUGUUCCUGCGUCUGCUAGCAGGUCCCAACACCGACACGCUGGGCUUUGUCCUGAGAGAACAGCAGACUGGCGAGGUCAUGUGGGAAGCGUUCUCCAUCCCAGAGUUGGGUAACUUCCUAAGGAUGCUGGAGAAGGAGGAGACUGAGCGGGUGUGUUCCGUGACGCGUCGCUACGACAACUACAGACUAAAACUGCAGGAGGCCAUGAGAGCAGCUGGGGGGCCGGGGUAAAUACUGCCCCUGGAGGAGAGGGGGCUGGGAACCAGAAUCCAGUCUGAGGGACACUGAGGGGGAAACUGGUCCAACCUGAUUCAGAAACUGGAGAGAGACAGACAGCUGGAAUAAAUUCCAGAUUAUACCUGUGGACCCUAUGUGCAAUACACUCGAUGGACACUAGAGGGCAUCAAUGGUUCCACUGCAUUCAGCCUGGACUUUGCAUUAAGCACUCAAGACUCAAGAGACUACCUCCAUGUCUUUACUGAGUAGACCUACACCCCGUGUGCCAUAUCCACGCUUCUGUUCACUCUCUUUUGAUCCUUUUGGUUAUUGCAAUUUUUUAUUCUUUUGGAAUGACCUUUUUGAACACGUGAAUGAUUCAAACGCCCAAAUAUUUGAAUCAAUUUAUUUUGCAUUUUUAUUUAAUUGGUGGAUGCAAGGGUUUGUACAUAUUGUCGUUUUUAAUUUAUGUGGGUGAAGCUUUGUUCUGUUUCUUUGCUGAAAUAGUUUUAUUGUGUUCUAUGAAGGCGUGGCAGCAAUCCGACCCCCAUAGGGACCGACUCGUGUGCUCACUGAUUUCUCUCACAGGGGUUAAUGCACCGAAAACAUAUCGGCAACAUAAAGGCUAGACUGGUUUAUCAUGGAAAGGACACAGUAUUAGAUGGACAAGAUGAAAUAGAAACUAGGAAAGGCAAAUGAUACAAACCAGAAUAAGAGUGGUGUAUUUAAACGGAAGGUUGUGAUGGUCUUGAAAGGCGAAGCAUUUUUGGUGCCGUUUGUAGAGUCUUGACAGUCACAAGCUGAUUGGGGUUUAGAGGUCAGGAUGGAAGUGUGACAGCUUGUGACCAGAACGACAGUGGAGUUUGAGCUGACCGCUCACCUUUGACCUCUGGACAGAGACUAGUCGUAUCAGAGGAGAAGAGGUUAGUGCUGUGAGAAUGGAAAGAUUUUAGGAAGUUGACUAAUGGUUUUAGAGGAAGUAGAUAAGUAACUAAAGACUGUGUAAGAAAACAAACAAAUGAAAUGGAUGUGACAAACACGAGUUUUUGGAGUUCCGUGUUAAGAGAUUGUCUAUGCCGAGAAAGUUCAGGGCCUCUGUUGGAGCCAGCGCCAGGCCGGUGGCCACAGAUAACAUGGUCAGGAAUAGCAGCAAAGGACAACGGCUAUGUUCCUGUUCCUCUGGUAGUCAUUGAACAUGGCUACAUCUGUCCUAAUCUGCUUCAGGGCUGGUAGGAUAAAUGCUUUUAAUCAGUCUUACCAGUGUGUGAACCCUGAAGCAAAGCUGCAUGUCCCAUGCAGAAAGCAUGACACAUCAGGGAAUGGAUGUGCUAACAGACCAAAGAGACUAGUCCGUUUUAUUGUAGAGGUGACGUCACAUGGCCAUGUGUUCAGUCUCCUAGACCAGGAGAAAGCGGCUAGAACCUGUUGCUUUGAAGUUCUCGCAUUUUGCCUCCCUGUCCAUCGCGCUCUCUCUACUGUAUUUACAUCUCUACCAGGGUCGUAUCCAUCUUCUGGUAGUUACAGGGGAGGCCAUUUGAACAGAGACUGUACUUUGGAAUAGAUGGACAAUCAAUUGAAUGGACAGAGCAACUAGUGAGCGCAUUUUGGGCCAUCAACCCUCGGCACAGUUUCAAAACACUCUGACCAAAUGCAAGAAUAUAUGUUGAUUUGGCGUGUUUCAAAGCCUUGUUGUUUAUCUGCCAGUACUAUAUGACGUUCUUUCUGAUGGUACUGCGUUAGUUGCCAUGUUUAUCUCUAUAGAAAGAGUAGUGGUGUGGUUAUAUAGCCCCACCUUAUGAAUAAAUGCUGUAACUGUCCUCUCGGGCUGCCUGUUGGUGAUACGAUGUUGCUUAUGUUUUCCUGUUCUAUAACCGAAGCUAUUAUAACAUGUUUGGAUUUAUUUUAGGUUUUGCCUGGUGCUCCUAGAGGCCUCUCAAAUUAAGGGAACAUUUUAUAGCUAGAGUUUAUUAUAAGGGGUUACACACCCAGAACUUUAAUUUACGUUUAAACACUGGGUUAAGGGAGUUAGAUAUGGUAAAAUAAUCUGUCACAUUUUAUAUCCUAAAGCCAUUAUUUUCUUUGCAAGCCUUGCUAAAUGGUGUUGCAAAGCACAGUGUUACAUUGACAGAUACCACUGGCCCUGUGUUAGCUAGUUAGAGGUCUGCACAUCUCAGCGUCAGGGCUUUGAAUCAGACAAGUUGAGCUUCUAUCGGACCAGUUUGCGAUCUACUGAAGCUUCAGGGCACUUUACCUUUUAAUUCAGGGAUUUUUCUUUGCCUUCUCUAUUUACCAGAUGCCAAGCUUCCACUAUAAUUCUACACAAUGUUUCAUAAUUAGGCCUUAUUGAAAUGAGUGGCUUUUAUGAAAGAUGUAAAGGUGUUUCGAAAACGUGAUGUCUAUACAAGCUCCUGUAUGAUUUGUUAGACUGUGAAAGUUGGUUUAUCUUCAAUUGUAUCAUGUUAUGGGCAGUGCUAUCUGGUUAGCUUUGUUAAGUCUGGGAUGUAGGAGGAUGACUGCUAAAGUAACCCAUAGAAAUCUACUAUAAAGCAUGCAUUAUCUACACCUAAUGCAUAUAGGCCUACUAUGUGGAUCUUAGGAACCAGUACUGUUGAACUUGGAAAUGUAUGAAAGUUUGUAUAGAUAAACAUAAACUAGUUCGA
Salvelinus fontinalis (brook trout) is the source of this 4030-nucleotide messenger RNA. RefSeq names its product ras association domain-containing protein 3-like. Bases 288 to 1385 code for a protein of 365 amino acids. The record is from RefSeq and is a predicted model, not a curated record. The transcript is spliced from 7 exons. Gene Ontology annotation, biological process: signal transduction. NCBI's taxonomy places the organism in Eukaryota, Metazoa, Chordata, Actinopteri, Salmoniformes, Salmonidae. Gene Ontology annotation, cellular component: cytoplasm.